CAACGAGACAUGUGCGCGCUCCCUGGCGAUUCAUUAUGGUGAACAAAGAGGUCCUUGAUCCGCCUACAGAGAGUCUAUACCCGUCACGCCUGAAAUACACCAUACAGGUAGCCUCGCUGUGUCGUACAGGUGUUGACAAAGGUGUGCAGCAGACCGGUUCUAAAUCCCAGGUAAACAAACAAUUAACUUUAGCGGUGUAGCGGCGAUUUGUUGCUUUGUGUUCCCCUGCAGGACUACGGAGGAAUUUCGCCCGUCGAUUUGUCGACUUACGGAGUUACGUCCCGUGGUGUGGACUGUUUUGUAUCGAUCACUGACCGGAUUAUGUGUGUCUCCAGAACGUGAUUCAGUGCACAUGGAUUAUGUUUAUGUCCCACAGAAUUUAUCUUAUGCAGCAAUAAUCAACACCAUGAAGACUGAGCGUAAUUUCCCAGAAUACCAAGUGAUUCAUUGAGUCAGUACAUUGACAAAACUAAAGUAUCAUCAGGAUUUAGGACCAAUGAGUUAUACAAAAGUCUGGAGACCUCUGAAAUAGCUAAUUCCUUGGGACAACUGAAGUAGAAGCUUUCAUAAACCACCUGAUCAUUUGUGAAGCUGUGUGUAGUCAAUAUUCUAUGUAGGAUAACUCAAACACAGCUUAGCUCACCUGAGAAUCUGUGUUUAGCUGUUUAUCUGUACAGGAUAAUUCAAGGACUGUUUAGCUAACCUGUGUAAAUUAAGGAAAGUACAUGCACUGUGCAGCCUAUAAUCUGGUAGUGAGACAACUGUAUCAACUUAGGGAACUCUGUCUUUGUGACCUGUAGGAUUUAUUUUUAUCAUCUGUGGAGAUUAAUGCCGUCCUGUCAACAUGCCGUUCCAAGUCGCCAUGGAAGUCCCGUUUUCUGAGUCUAGUCCGAAGAGCCCAAGCCCAGAUAAUAACAGACAGAUGGCAUUCAAGAUUCGUUCGUCGAAGUUUCGACACAUCUACGGAACCAUACCCAAGAAAGACCUGUGCUACGAAAAUAUUCGUAUUACGCGCAACACUCAUGACAGCAACUUCUGUGCCAUCAAUCCUAAGUUCCUGGCCGUUGUCACGGAAACAGGAGGCGGGGGAUCAUUUCUAUGUAUUCCACUAAAACAGAGUGGGCGGGUCGACCCCAAGACCCCACACAUCUGUGGUCAUGCGGGGGUGGUGCUGGACAUCAAGUUCAACCCGUUCAAUGACAACAUCAUCGCAUCAUCCUCGGAGGAUUGUACAGUCAAGGUGUGGAGUAUCCCGGUGGAUGGUCUGAAGUCUAACCUGUCGGAGUGGAUCGUGGACCUCCAUGGACACAAGAGGAGGGUGGGCUACAUCGAGUGGCACCCCACCGCUGAGAACAUCCUGCUCAGUGCCGGCUUUGACUACAAGUGUGUCCUGUGGAAUGUGGAACAAGCCGAGCCGGUCAAUGUCAUCAGUUGUCAUGACAACACGGUGUUCUCAAUGUCGUGGAGCCAGGAUGGAAGUCUGUUCUCCACGUCAUGUAAAGACAAAAAGUUACGCAUCAUCGACCCAAGGAUGGCGCGGGUCGCAGCGGAAUCUCCGGUCCAAGACAACCUCGGGUCAAGGUCAUGGAAGUCUGUGUUUCUGGGGGACACAGGGCGCGUGUUCACCUCGUACCACAGUCGGUUUUGUGACAGAGAGAUAGCCGUCUGGGACAUUAAAAACAUGUCUGCACCCAUGAGGACUGAGGGUAUUGACAACGCCAGCAGUAUACUCCUACCAUACUAUGACCAGGACACCAAAAUCAUGUACCUCGCCGGCAAGGGUGACAGCAAUAUCCGGUACUUUGAGAUCGACGAUGAGUCUCCCUACACUCACUAUCUGAACUCGUUCAUCACCUCCGACCCCCAGAGAGGACUCGGUGUGAUGCCAAAGCGAGGCUGUAACACAGACAGGUGUGAGGUGAUGAGGUUCUACAAACUCCACGCCUCAAAGAACCUCAUAGAACCGCUGUCCAUGAUUGUACCUAGAAAGUCCUCUGUGUUCCAUGAUGACAUAUACCCCCCGACGGCCAGUCUGAUUCCCUCCCUGUCAGCGGAUGAGUGGAUCUCCGGACAGACGCGGGGACAGAUUCUAAUGUCUAUGUUGGAUGGUCAUGUGACCAACUCACCCAAAGUGACGUCAGCAAAAGCCGUCCAAAACAAGGACAGUACCUUAUCUCAAGCUCCAACCAUCACAACAUACAAAGCCGUCAACAGACCGCGACCAGAGGGAAGCGUGUCCACUCAACCGUACGCCGGGGAAACCACGGCGACGACCAAUCACCGCAGCAUCCCCGCGUCUCUACGCAACAUCAAACAGCUCAGUACUAAUGAGGAAUUUGUCUCAAUCAAAAAUGAAAAAUCCAAUGGAGUUCCAGUGGACACCCCAGAUGGCCCUAUGAGUCCCAGUGGAUCUAACACUGUGAAGAAAGUCUGGUCCCCGACAUCCCCCAGUAAAGCAUCAACCAAUGGAUUCCCUGGGGGAGAUAAUGAGAACCACUGCAGACUACAGAGUGCUCGAUUUAGCCCGGAAUUCUUCCAAGCUUACUUGAUUAACCGGGACAGAACCAGUACAACCAGUGUAGGUUGUCAGGGAAACGACCUUUGUAAUCAAAAAGGUCAUAGUGUAACUCACGUCAAAAAGGUGUGGUCCUCGCCCCAAUCUCCCGCCACCCCCCGCUGGUUUGGGGAAACCCCAACUAAUGAGGCAGAGCUUCGUAAAGCCUACUUCAAACAACUGGAGGAGAUAGGAAGCCUGAAGGAGCAGAUAUCUUUAAAGGACAAGAGGAUCAGGCAGCUGGAGGAGGAGAUCUCUAUGUUAAAACUGCCGGUUGCGGGAGCCGAAUCCGGGGAGGGCCAAAGUGAAUGCUGAGUCAACAAAAAUCACCCUGUCAUGUUGACCAGUUGAACACUUUAUGUCAAUAUGCGACAGAAGAUUUUGCAGUUGGAGAAAAAAAGUCAAAUUACGAUGUGAUAAAGUCACGUGGUCAAGUACCAUCUGACACAGCUGAACAUUUUACAUACGCUGUAUAUUUGACGAAUAAUUAAUAUAUGUCUUUGAGUUAAGAUGACAAAUCAAAACGACAUGAGUUAAAAUCAGCAUGGAGACUGAUACAGGUACAGGAGGUCAUUUCAUUUCAACAUGUGACGAACGAUUAUAUAUUUUGGACUAAAUCGCGUCAAACGCCAUGCGAGAAGUAUAAAUGACAAGUGAUAUAUCUUGGAUGAAGCACGUUAAUACGACAUCCGUAAUUCAUGUUCAGCAUCAACACACAUAGAUUGCCCGUAUUUUGACAUCUCAGUGUUCAAAAUUUAUGAACGAGUGACUAGCAUUUGGUCAUUGCAUUCCAAUAUGUCUGAAAGGACAUGCUUGAAUAUGGACAUUCCAAGUAUGUCAUAUGACAUGCAUGUAAUAUUUUUUGGAUUGGAUUAGAUUUACAGCGCUUGUAACAUGUAUAGAUACUUAUUGCAGAUAUCGUUUAUGGUGUAUGAUAUUGCAUUCCCCCCUUUUUGGUCUAUUCCGAACAGUUUCCUGCAACUACUGCUCAAGUUUACACAUUUUCUGUAGAAAACGUAAUACGUAGAGUUUGUUUUGUCCAUUAAUUCUAGAGGCAGUAUGUGUUGAGCGUGAACGUUUUUGUCAGCUAUAAUUUUGUUUGGAGAAGUAAUUUGAAAUGUUCAAGAUCUUAUCCUCACUAAAAAAAAACACGUGUAACGUUAGCCUUUUGUAUAUAGGAGAGCUGCCGUAUUGACAUAAAACCUUUGCGUGAAUCGGUGUUAAUUUCAUAGCUCUUCUGUGUUUGACAUUCCUGUUGGUGAUUCUAAAUAUUGAAUGCAAUUAUUUUUAGAUCGCAAUCCAGGGCAUUCCAAAGUCGCCUGCUGCUUUAAAUAUCGCUAAUGAAUGUAAUGUAACAAUUACACCCUGAAAAUGAAUAUGUUCCGUAGAGCUUGCUUUUGUGAUAGGAAUUUUUGGACGCAUAUAUACUGAAUAUAAAACAAAGUAAAGAUUGAGAAAGUAUAUACAUUUUCUGGGGCAAUGCUUGUCGUUUGUGAAAGAUAGAACAAAAAUAAAUAUUUUCUGUAAUCAGCCAAACAAGUAUAUGAAAUUACAGAAGGAGUAAAUGAGCCAUAACUUUCGAUUUACCUUUUGCUGUAGCCUGCUAUAUUUUAGAUCCGACACAACAACCAAGAUCUGUCCCAUUUUAUAACAAUGCAUCUAAAUGUUUAUAUUAACUUUACAAUAUUGAGUUUUACCUCAUUAAAGUUUAUUGUUAUACGAUGCUCUUUGCGACAAUUACAUAUACUUUGACAUAUGUAUACUAGUAUUGUCUCAAUUAGAAUGCUUCCAUUAUUGUCUUUCAGUUUUCAAAUCUUCGUCCAUCAAUAUAAUAAAAUGGAAUAUAUUUAUACACUGUAGUUCAUUUUCUGAUGGAAUGCUUAUAAUUGGUACCAUGUUUCGGACUUAGAUACUGUAAACGUAUUACAUUUGGCUGUGUAUUCUAUUUAGCGUUUUUGGCGGUAAACGCCGUCCGCUAUAUCGCCAAAUGUAAAUAUAUAAGUACCUAAAUAGGUACUUCCAGAAAUGCGCUAACUCAAAUCCACGCUAAUUCGUUGAAAAAUCAUAUUCCGCCAAAUAUCGUACACGGCAAAUAUACAUGUAAUACGCUUACUAGUUGAUAUUAAAGUGUUUGUCAGAUUGUUAGUCAUGUGUUGUAGAUCUGUAUACUGCCAAAUAGCGGCAUCAAGUGCUUAUUUUUAUUUUUAUGCAUUUUAACAAGUUUUAUGAAUGCACUCUUUGUUAAUUCUUUUUUUUUCAAAUGUGCGUUCAAAUCGAAAAGAAAACAAACAAAAAUAUUUCCUGUUGAAUAUAAAUAUAAAGUGUUCAAAACUUCAACGUGCAUUCCACUGUGCGCAGAAAAUAUAUUCCAGGUGCUUUUCAUUUAUAUAGUUCAUAAAUCUUCUAGAUAGCGAUGUUGCUUAGAGCUAUGAAAAUCAAUUACAAUGCUAUGAAAGAGACAUACUGUAGCAUAUAAAUGUUAUUACAUUAUACAAUCACAUUGCAAUUAUAAAGUAAAUAUGUAUUGUUUUAAAAAUGAGAGUAGGCUGUGUAAAACAAUGGAUUCGAAUAUCAAAGAGAUAAUGAUAUGACAAUAAAAAGUAGAAAGCAUUGUAAUAUACACUGAAGAGACCGCUAUAAAAAGUAAAUAUUUAACUGAGGGAUUUGAAUCUAUAAACCUUUUUUCCAUUUAAUAUGAACUUUGUAAGUAAUGAUUUUCCUCAAUCAGGUUUGUUUUUUUAAAAAAUGGUUUAGAAAAGUACUGUUGAAAUACUAGAAACAUUUGAUUAUUUUUUUGUGCAGUUCUGUAACCCUUUUGUUCGAUAUUAAAACGUUUCCAAACUUUGUAAAAAAACAAUGAAGGAAAUGCAGUAAAUUUGAACAGUUUUAUUAAGAUCGGAUGUACCAUAGCAUGUAAAAUAAAUAAAAAUGGACUGACAUAAAACGUAUCUUUUAACUGAUAUUUUAUGGUUAAUAUCAAUUUUUUGGAUUUUUGUGACAGUCCUUUUCUGGAUAUCUUUUUUUUCGAUUUCUCUUUUUUUUUUGAGAGUCAAGUUUGUCAACCCAACAAAUGCUCCUCGUGCAAGCGUGAGGUGUGUUCAUGUUCUAGGUAAAUGUGUUGACCACAUAAUAACUUUGUACCAAAUACAUUUGAGGGAAGGUCCUAUUUCUCUUUUACUGUCUCAUCACUUAUUUAUUAAUAAUCUGACAUCUAACAUUUUUUGUGCAAGUUGUAUAUUUUUGCUUGUUAUUGUAAAAACUGAACUUCCGAUUUUGCUACCCUUAUAAAACCAAUACGCUAUUUUACAGUUAUCUUUGAAGGUAUAUUUUUUUCACACAACUGUAAAUUAAAAGUGCAAACUUUAGUAUACACAUAUUUGUUUGUAUGUUUAAAGCAACCCUGGCUAAGAAACAGGCUUUGAAAAAGCUACUGCAAUCUAAAUGUUGCGUUAUAAUCCUGGUAAUUGCUUCCUGUGUUGUAAAGUUUGUUAAAAAUUUUUGUCUCUAUACAGUUUGAUAAUCGGAAUGCAAACAAUUUAUUUUUAUUUUUAAUACACCUAAAUCUAAAUUGCAAUCUUGUGUAUCCUUUGAUUCCCAUUAUAACAUCGGCGAAUGUUGUUUUUUGCCCUCUCCAUUCCAAAUUGUAUCCUUAUGCAUUUUCAUAAACAUUAUAUGUGACUGAUAUGUUCACUAUCAAUAAUAAAAUAUGUUGCUUCUUUGAUUAUAUUGAAUAAAUAUUAUGAAGAUUGACA
This is a messenger RNA of Magallana angulata, 6306 nucleotides long. RefSeq names its product coronin-2B-like. The record is from RefSeq and is a predicted model, not a curated record. Gene Ontology annotation, biological process: actin filament organization. NCBI's taxonomy places the organism in Eukaryota, Metazoa, Mollusca, Bivalvia, Ostreida, Ostreidae. The transcript has 19 exons. The coding region runs from base 845 to 2869 and encodes 674 amino acids. Gene Ontology annotation, molecular function: actin filament binding.